AUGGGUGACCAGCGUCACAUGGAGCACCGACCGGUGCAGACCAGCGCAGUCUAUGUGCUCGGCGCAACUCACGGCGACUCAAUGCCGCCUCCUUCUCCCCCUUCACCACCGGUAUCCCCACCUGAGGAGGAGUUUUUCGAAGAACUUGAGGAAUUGUCCUUGGGAUCGCCCGACGACAUCCCCGAGAGUGACGAGAACUGCACCAAAGUUCAGGACCGCCUGCACGCCGCCACACAUGUCCUCAAGACGGAAGCCGCGGCGUUGCGGGCUGUCGCCAAUUUGUACGAGACAGACCCGGUGGCCCGGGACGGCUUCAACAGGACGGUCGCGGCAGUCACACGGCACAAGGGCGAAAAGGGCAAGCUCAUCAUUACGGGCGUGGGCAAGUCCGGCCACAUCGCCAACAAGCUGGUGGCGACCUUUAACAGUUUAUCCAUCACAUCCGUUUUCCUCAACCCCAUUGACGCUCUCCACGGCGACCUGGGCAUUAUUCAAAAACACGACAUUCUCAUGUUCAUCACAUUCUCAGGCAAGACGUCGGAACUCUUCAGCUUAUUACCACACCUCGAAAAACCCGCAUCACUGGUCAUCCUCACGGGGCACACGAGACCGGACACCUGCGAGCUCAUCAAGCUCCGGCCGGACACGAUCCUCCUGCCAGCGCCGGUCCAUGAGAGCGAGACGGCGUCGUUCGGAGUGUCGGCGCCGACGACGUCCACGACGGUUGCCCUGGCUGUGGGCGACGCGCUCGCCAUCGCCGCGGCGCAGGAGCUGCACCCGAGCGUCGCGCAGGUCUUCUCGCGGAACCACCCGGGCGGCGCUAUCGGCGCGGCCUUCCGGAAGCCGCAGACCAUCAUCGACCUCGCCGUCCCCUGGGCCGACAUCGUCGACUCGGACAACCUGUGCGCGGACACGAGCGUCGGCGCGGACCUUUUCCGCGCCGCGUACGACUCGGCGUCCGGGUGGGUGCGUGUUGGCGGCGACGUGGCGUCGCCGAGCAGAAUCCGGAAGCUCGCGACGGCGGACUUUGCGCGGCGCCUGGGGGACAUACCCGGGCUGAUGGUGCCGCGGGCCGAGAUGCUCUCCAUCUCGUCUGGGACGAGCAUACGGCGGGCCGUGGACUUUGUGAGGAGCAUGCAGGGUGCCGCAGACGACGGCGAGUACGUCUGCAGCUCCGACUCGAUCCUGGCCAUCCUCGACAACGGGGAGAUGGUGGGCGUGUUGGAGGUUGGGAAGCUCUUGGAGAGGCGGGAUUGA
Colletotrichum higginsianum IMI 349063 is the source of this 1257-nucleotide messenger RNA. RefSeq names its product Sis domain-containing protein. Gene Ontology annotation, molecular function: carbohydrate derivative binding. The record is from RefSeq and is a predicted model, not a curated record. The coding region runs from base 1 to 1257 and encodes 418 amino acids. Gene Ontology annotation, biological process: carbohydrate derivative metabolic process. Lineage: Eukaryota; Fungi; Ascomycota; Sordariomycetes; Glomerellales; Glomerellaceae. The transcript has a single exon.